AUGGAUAUAGAGGAGUGCAGGAGGAGGUUGCAGGAUAAGGUCUGGCUACUUCAUCCAACGAAUGCCGAAGGGAUCGUUGACUACAUGAUUGCAAACAUAGCACCUGAGGAUAUCAGAUCAUAUUUAUUAACUGCCACAAAUGGCACAUUAUUGAAACUAUUUGAGGGUGCAAACCGUUUACAAAAAAUCCUGGAUUUGUCCAAGGAAAAUGAGGAGCCCCUAUUUGGUCCAUUCCGUCCCUUUGAUCAGAUUGGACCACAGAAGCAAUACCAGUUUCCUUCAAGAAGCUAUUCUCAGGUCCUUCAGGCUCCACUGCACCCCAUUGGUCCAACUGGAGCUUUUCAGAAACCAUACUCUAAACUCAUUGGCUUCGGGGACCAUUCCCAGUCUUUGAGCAUUCUUGAUGAUGCCAUGCCAAGUCACUACCAAUGUGCUAGUAUAAAUGUUGAUGGCUAUCCCAGUAAUGCCAAGGUCCAAAAGCCUUGUCGCUUUUACUUCUCCUUUGGAAAGUGUAAGUAUGGUGAGAACUGUCGGUUUUCCCAUGUGUCCGGUUACCCUGAGAUUAAUAACAUGAGGCAAGUUCACCACCUUGGGUCAUUGCAAAUGUUGGAGAUGGAGAUCAGGGAUCUCCUGUCCUUGCAGCCAUCAUCACAAGUGUCAGUUGAGCAUCUGCAAAAAAUGUACCUUGAGACGUAUCCAAAGCCUCUAGAAAUUGAGGGAUUCCAUACAGAGGGCCAGAAGAAUAGGAAGGCUGGUUGCGGCCUCACAGAUCUGCUCAUGCAACUUAACACCAUCAGAGUGAUUGAGAGACAAGGACUGCAUCAUGUUGUCCUGGUGAAAGAUGCUCCUAAGUACUUCACUCAUGGUUUUGAAUCAGUGAUGCCUUCUGCCAGCAGUGAUUCUAACAAGAUUUAUAUUACCUUCAAUCAUACAAGCACAUUCACUCACACAGAUGUCCAGAACUACUUCAGUCAGUAUGGUGCUGUUAGUGAAGUGAGAUUAUCAGAACAAGAGAGACGCAUGUAUGGUCAUGUGAGAUUCCUGGACCCUGGGACGGCAAAACAGAUCAUAUCAGAAAGGGGCCCUCAUUUCAUCUGUGGAAACGAAGUUCGUGUCAGAGCUUUCAGGAAAAAGCAUGAACUCGAAAUGUUAGCUAAGAAAGAUGUCCAUUCUAACUGCAGUAUACGCGAAGUGUCAGAUGUAGAUGCCGUUGGUUUGGAUGAAGCAUCAGCAGAUCAAGAAGCUUUCUUGAUUGCAAAUCUUGUAAGUGACAAUACAGCAGAAUCAUCAGUGAACAUGAAAUGGACACAAAGGAAUGCCCCAUUCCUCUUUCCCCAUCUGCGGCCUCAGUUUCACUCAAGUGGCACUUUUUAUGGAUUUCAUGCUCCAUUCCCCUUGCCUCAUCCACAACCUCGGUUUGGCUUCAGUAGCAAAUCUCAUGAGUUUCAUGCGCCAUUAUUACCACUCAAUGUUCAAACUGGACCAUUGCAUUUUGGGCUGCCUCAGUUACAUCCAAGCCUCAGUUUUCAUGAAAUUCAUGCUCCGUUCACCCCCAUUGUUCCCACUGGCGCUUUUCAAAGCCCAUCUCCUGAAUUCACUGGCUCUGGGGAACUCAUGUUGGAGAAGGAGAUAAGAGAACUCCUGUUUUUGCUGCAACCACCAAGUGUCCAGGUCGAGUCUCUUGCAAAUAUGUACAUGGACAGGUAUGGAAAGCCUCUGCGAAAUGAGGGACUCCUCAUAGAUGGCCAGCAGCAAGGAAAGGCUGGUUGCAACCUAACAGAUGUGCUCAUGCGACUUAACACCACCAGAGUGAUCGAAAGACAGGGACAUCAGUAUAUUGUCCCAGUGGAAGAUGCUCCUAUGUACUUGGCACAUGGUUUCAAAUUGGGGAUGCCUCCUGCUAGCAGCAAUUCUAAUCAGAUUUUGGUUGUUUUCAUGCCUGGAAGCAAAUUCACUGAAGAAGAUGUUCACAGCUACUUCAGUCAUUAUGGUACUGUCAAUGACGUGCGAAUUCCACCUCAAGGAAGGCGCAAGUAUGGUUUUGUGAGCUUCCAGGACCCUGGAACAGCAAACCAGGUCUUAUCAGAAAGGAUCCCUCAUUUCAUCUGUGGAGAUCCAGUUCUUGUCGAAGAGUACAAGGAAAAACAUGAAUUAGAAGAGGAACAUCCUCCUAAGUACUUGGCUCAUGGUUCCAAACUGGGGGUGCCUCCUGCUAGAAGGGAUUCUAACCAGAUUUAUGUUCUUUUCAUGCGUGAAAGCAAAUUCACUGAAGAUGAUGUUCGGAACUACUUCAGUCAGUAUGGUACUGUCAGUAAUGUGCGAAUUUCACCUCAAGGAAAACACAUGUACGGUUUCGUGAGCUUCCAGGACCCCGGAACAGCAGGACAGAUCUUAUCAGAAAGGACCCCUCAUUUCAUCUGUGGAGAUCAAGUUUGUGUCGAAGCGUACAAGGAUAAAGAUGAACUAGAACGCGAACAGCAUCAUGGUUUUGAAUUGGUGUUACCUUCUGCAAGAAAUGGUUCUAACCAGAUUUUUAUUACCUUCGAUCCUGAAAGCUCAUUCACCAAAAAUGAUGCUUGGAAAUACUUCAGCCACUAUGGUCCUGUGAAUGAUGUGCGAAAGAAACGCAUGUUCGGUUAUGUGAGCUUCAAGUACCCUGACACGGUAAAACGGAUCUUAUCAGAAAGAUGUUUAAGGACCUCUCACUUCAUCUGUGGAGAUCAUGUUUUUGUGGAACCUUACAAGGAAAAACAUGGACCAGAGAUGCUGGCUCGGGAAGUUGCCGAUUUUGUCCUUGAACCACAUGAGGUGUCAGAUGUUGAUGUUAUUCAUGAGCAUCAUACAGGAAAACAAUUAUUGAGUAACCAUGAUUUUUAUGGGGAGAAGCUGAAUAAAGGGCGCGGUCAAGGAAUUGUUACUGAAAAGAGCAGUAUUAAUGUUGCACCAGUCAUGGCUUCACCACCAACACGAAACCUGUCUGUUCAUUCUGUUAGUGAAACAAGUCCUUCACAAGGUGACAAUACUGUAGAAUCAGCACAUUUGUUAAAUCAUUUGGAUGAUGCAUCAUCAGAUCUAGACAGCCAUGGCUUGAGGCUUCCAGAAACCCUCGAGGAUGUUUUCUGA
This is a messenger RNA of Miscanthus lutarioriparius, 3123 nucleotides long. Lineage: Eukaryota; Viridiplantae; Streptophyta; Magnoliopsida; Poales; Poaceae. The record is from the annotation of a GenBank genome assembly.